AUGGAACAGAGCUUCACCAUGUCUUGGAAACAGUUAAUUUACUUCACUUCCUCUUUGCCCUCAGUGUCUCUGUUGGGUAAUACCUCCCGUUUAUUUCAGAAUUGGCUUUAGUUCCCGUUCUCGGCUGAGACACAGUGUUACAGUGGAAGGUACAGUCUGUCUUAACAACAAUGUAAAGGCUACUCUUAUUCUUUUGUCUUCACGGCUCUUGAUAUCUUAAUGUAUAUUGUAUGAGCUGAAGUUUAAGAGUUUAAGGACAUGUAUCCAAUUCUAUUCCCAUGUGUUUUGGUCUUAUUCAUCUCCAUUUGUAAAGGCCAACAGCGGAGCAGCUGCAACGUUGUGCCCAAAGAUCAGUACAUCGAAGUGGGAUCCAACACCACGGUCUUCUGCCAGACGUCGUGUAUCGGCGGCAGAAUCUUCUGGAUGCUGAACAACGUACGCGUCAACGAAAGUCUGCCAAACACCGUCAACUCCUCGCACGCAGUGCUGUCGCUGAGGAACUUCACCCUGCACAGCGCAACACUGCAGUGCCACAGUGCCGACACUGAGCAAAUCCUCGGAGGCACCAUCAUCAAAACCUACUCAAAACCCAGCCAAAUACGGUGCAUCUUGCAUUAUGUCAAUCAGUCAAAGGAAGGUAUGCCACAGCUGUUCACCUGCAACUGGGAGCACCAGAAUAAUUCUCCACUCAUGAUAAACUACACUGUGCUUGUGUCCCAGAGGGAAAUCUGCAAUAACGCACGUGUCCAUACAUGCACGUCCAGAGAUAUACAUUUAUCAGGUGAUAUAUCUCUAACGAGGAACAUCAGUGUCACAGUGAGAGCUAAAACUACAGUGUGGGAAGCUAACUCCGACCCAUAUGAGUUUCAUCCCUAUAGAAUAUUGAAAAUGAUCCCUCCAAAGUUAAACGUCACGGUCGCGUCUGAUCAUCUGCUGAUCGAGUGGAGAAGGUCGCUCUCCAGGAGACGCUGUCACUGUCAAGUCAAAUACAACCAGAUUGUCAGUAGCAGCACUCCAGAGUUUGUGCUUAAUGAGACGUUGAGCCGUGAAAAGAACGGGAAAGUGUUUGUAAAAGUGGAAUCCUGCAGUCACUACAAAGUUUCAGUGCGCUGCGCUCUAGACGGCGCCCCCUGGAGCGACUGGAGCCAAGAGAGGACGGUUCUGACUGGACUUAAUAAGACUGAUGUUGAGCUAAACCUGUGGAGGAAGCUCACCAAGCCUGGAACAAAUGGAGUCAGGAAAGUUCAUGUCAUGUGGACGGGGAUUCCUUCAACGUGCCCGGGCACAUUUAGGUACAUUAUAAAGCAGAUCCCGUACAACGAUACAGUGAGCGGAGUCAGUUUUGCAGAAACGUUCUGCAGCGACUCACGACGUUGCGACAUUGACGUGAACCGAGACGCACACAGGAUAAAUCUCACUGUCUUCUUUAAUGAAGCUCUGCUGGUCGAGGACUCUGUUUAUGUUCCAGCUGCUGCGGGAGAAAGCUUCUCUGAAGUUACUGAAAUCCCAUCUUCCCAAGCCAUCGGAGGUGUUAUUGUGGUCAGCUGGAAAGCUCCUGUCCAGCCUGUCAGAGGUUACAUGAUCGACUGGACCCACAACGGAAAUCAAUAUUAUUGGAUGGAAACUGAAUACACCAACAUGACACUGUCUGGCCUCCUUGAAAAGAAAAAAUACAGUGUCACGGUAACUCCCCUCUUUCCUGACAGGACAGGUCAUGGCUCAGAAGCUCUUCACAUCUGUUCCUCAGUAGGAGAUCCAGAUAACGUCACCAUCGGCGCUGUUCACGCUUCCGACAAAAGUGCUGACGUGAAAUGGAGCACCAAACUGCAGGAGGAAUGCAGUGGCGCCAUUAUCAACUACACAAUCUUCUAUAGUUCUCAGGAAGGACCAAGUCUCAAUUUCACUGUCGAUGGCAAACAGCGGGGUGCGUUUCUGAAAGAUCUGAGACCGGACGUACAGUAUAGUGUCUAUGUGAGGGCCACAGCUUUGAGUGGAACCUCGGAAAGCAGCGAGAGGCUCUUUAAAACCAAGAAAUUCGAUCCGAGACUCAGCACCGUACUCAGCGUGUCCGGAAGCAUCAUCAUCAUUCUUGUGCUGUCGCUCGGAUUGUGCUGCACUAUUCAGUGGAAGAGAUUCAAGGAGAAGCUGGUGCCCAACCCAGGCCACAGCUCUCUGGCCCUGUGGCCAUCAGCAGGUCAUCAGAAGGGGACGUGUCCCUUCCAGGCUUUCAGCGAUCCGUCUGCAAGCUUCUGUGACAGAGUUUACACCGAGGAAAUGCAGAUAAUGCCCAGCCCUCCAUCAGGGACAGGCUGUCACGACGACCGGGCCAGCGAGCAGACCGAGGAACACACUGACCCAGCCACAGUUCUCGCACCAGACGCACAAAAUGGCGGACCAGCUGAACCUGUGAAAACACAGCAUCUGUGCCCUGAGGAAUCCACAGAGUUACUGUCUUCUACUGAGGACAACACUUCCAGUGCAUAUCGAAGUCAGAGCACCGGGGAAUCUCCUGCCCUGAGGACAAGUAAACAAUGUAAGCUCGUCCCAUUGAAACAGGAAGACAAACUGGCACCGGUGACUGUGUAUGUCACUCUGGAAAUGUAUGAACAAGACCAGGGUCGGUGAUGGAAACCUGCCAGGUUUCUUGUAUCUUUUGCUGAUCUGUAGUACAAAUGGAUUAACAUGUAGCAUGUAAAUGUGUGUAGAAGCAGCUACAUCUGACAACCAGAUGGACUGUAUGGUGUUGCAUUUUGCCUCCAUGUUCUCUUCCUUUCCUUCAUCUAACACUAUACAUACUGUAUAUGUACUGUAUAUGUACAUAACAAAUUUAUUAGACCACCUGUC
Messenger RNA from Solea solea (common sole), 2844 nucleotides. RefSeq names its product interleukin-31 receptor subunit alpha-like. The coding region runs from base 259 to 2625 and encodes 788 amino acids. Gene Ontology annotation, biological process: cytokine-mediated signaling pathway. Gene Ontology annotation, cellular component: external side of plasma membrane. The record is from RefSeq and is a predicted model, not a curated record. Gene Ontology annotation, molecular function: protein binding; cytokine receptor activity. NCBI's taxonomy places the organism in Eukaryota, Metazoa, Chordata, Actinopteri, Pleuronectiformes, Soleidae. The transcript has 16 exons.